This is a messenger RNA of Rotaria sordida, 513 nucleotides long. The record is from the annotation of a GenBank genome assembly. Lineage: Eukaryota; Metazoa; Rotifera; Eurotatoria; Philodinida; Philodinidae.
AUGCCUGCUGGAUCACAAGAACAAUGUCAAUUAGUAGUUCCAAAUGAUAAUUCUACCGUAACAUGUAAGAGUGAUGAUGAUGAUCAAUAUAAACAAUUCUUAAUUGAGCAAUCAUCUCAAUCAUCAAAUCAUGUUAUGACAACAAUAUCAUCGGCAACAAGUGAAAAUGAAAAUAAUAAUUAUAGUCAACAACUUCGAACAACAGAUGUACGAAUCAAUUUAAUUGAUUGUAUGAAGUGUUAUGUUAAAAUUCCACGAUGUAAGAUCGAACAACAAAUAUAUGAUCCUAAUGCACAUGUUCAAAUAAAACUUGAUCGUGAAAUACAAGAGUAUAGAGAAGAACAAGAAUUAGCAUCACAAACACAAGACAAUCAAGCAACAUCAGAAACUGUAGGAGAAAAAGAAAAAGAAAUAGAAGACGAAAAUGAUGGCUUCAUAGAUUAUUUAGAUGAUUAUAAUCCAAUGAAUACUUUUAUCAUUGUUGAUUUACCAUGGCCACAAGCAGCAGAGUGA